UAUGUUUGACAGCAAUAAUAAUAAAAAAAACUUUUUGUUUUGUUAUUUGUUUUCUAUUGAACACAUGUUUUGACAAACAAUUGAUUUAAUGAUAAUUGAUUAACCAUUUGAUUGAUAUAACCAAUUGAUGGACAUGUCAUCGAUGGAAAUGUCGAAUGAAAAUCAAUUUAACGCCAAUAAAGACAAUGACAACGAUGAAGACAAUACCGACUUGGUCUAUUCGAUGGACACGUUUGAAGAAGACUCUCGCGAAUGUAUGAAAUUGAUUGGAGAGUUGUCAUCGCUUUCUGGCCACUUGUCCGGCGAUAGUAAAGUCAAUGUCGAGUCGCGUGUCGAGCAUUUGAACGAACGGUUUAUAUAUCUGAUCGACAAAUGGCAGACAAAUCCGAAACUCAUUGAAUCACAUGUCAAACAAUUCUUGGAUUCAAUCAUUGCUGUCACGACUGAUACCCAAUUCAAUGGACCCGUAUUUCACACAUGUUUUCGUUUUGUUCAGCGACUCGUCGCCUGUAUCGGUCCGAAAACUAUUGGCCGUUACUUUCCUACUGAAGUUGUUUGGCUACCGAAACUGAUCGAUUGGUGCGAACGACAGUCGCCAGAAGACACUAAUUCGUGGCCUACACGGGCAGCCAUACUGUUGUGGCUGUCGAUGGCCGUGAAAACACCAUUUCAUUUGAGAAAAUUUGACAGUAAUUCAUCCGAUGAUAAUCCAAAUCAAUUAACUGUUAGCGACAGAGUCUAUGCAUUGAUCGAUAAUUAUCUCGAAAAGACUGACAAAUCUCGCGAUUCGGCUGCCAUUUUGGCGGCAAAUUUCUUGUCGCGACCCGAUAUUGUUGAUCAAUACAUGAGUCGUUUUGUGACCGAUUGUUUGCCACAUAUUUCCACAAACUUUGGUUAUCUAAUGUCUGUUGCAGUUCUCUUCAAAAUAGCCGACCGAAAGAAUAUUAGACAAUUUGCUGAACGAGUCAUCGAAAUCGGUGUCAAAUUGGACACAAGUGGCGAUCUAUUGAUGGCCAAAUGGAAAGUCAAAUUGAUUGGUCGCUCCACUUUGUCAUUGUUGACACCCCGUAUAGCCAAAUGGCGGUACAAACGUGGCUAUCGGGUGUUGACCGAUAACAUUACGAUUCAAAUUGGAGAUGAAAAGCAACCGAAAGUUAAGGUUGACGAGAAGGGCGAUACCAUUGAUGACAAUGAAGAUGACUCCGAUUUCAGUGAUAUUCCUGAACAGAUAGAAGUGAUAAUAGACUCGUUGUUGAACUCAUUGCACGACAAGAACACUAUUGUUCGCUAUUCUGCCGCCAAAUAUUUGGCGAGACUUACGAACCGUUUGCCCAAAGAGUUAGCAACUGAAGUGGUGUCACAUGUGCUGCAACUGUGCGAAUGGAAAGAGUCGGACAACUCAUGGCACGGCUGUUGUAUGGCUUUGGCUGAAUUGUCCCGACGAGGUCUUAUACUACCGGAUCAAUUGUCAGAUAUUGUUGAUGUCGUUCAAAGAGCACUACUUUUUGAUGAAGUCAAAGGUUCAUUUAGCAUUGGAUCCAAUGUUAGAGACGCCGCGUGUUAUGUUUGUUGGUCACUAUCUCGCGCCUAUGACUCUCAAGUGAUUCAACAAUAUGUUAAAAAAUUAGGGCCAACAUUGGUUUGUGUCGUGUGUUUUGAUCGAGAAAUUAACUGCCGAAGAGCGGCUUCGGCGACAAUUCAAGAGCUGGUCGGACGAACCCAAGUGUUUCCGCACGGAUUAGAAGUUCUGGUGUUAACAGACUUUCAUUCUCUAUCCAUAAGAAGUCACUGUUAUCUAAGCAUUGCCUUAAAAUUGGCCGAAAAACCAGAGUUUGGAGAUUUUCUUGUCGAACAAUUGGUCAACAAAUGUCAUCACUGGGACAGAGAUAUACGAGAAAUAGCGGCCCAAUCAUUGGGCAGACUGUCGACUGUCAUUGAUAUGAACAAACAUUUUCCGCGUUUGCUAUCAAUGAGUACAUCAUUAGAUUUGAAUUCAAGACACGGAUCUAUAUUAUCCAUCGCUCACAUCAUUAGCCACUGUGUUAUCGCUGAUAAAAUUAAUGCCGAAUUUAUCGGCCAAAUGGAGUCAAUUGCUAUUACUUUGACGGAGAAGAAUCUGUUGCGAGGAAUUGGCGGCGAAUUCAUGAAACAAGCGCUCAGUGUCUUAAUUGAAAAAUGUUCGUCAGUUUUGCUACCGAUAAAUGGCGAUCAAAAGGUUUUCGACGUAUGGAUUGAUGUAUUACAGCACUCGAUUGACAGCGAAGAUGUUAAGACACGCAAAGAUGCCGUCACAGCUGUUCCCAUAUUCUGUCAAAACUAUUUGCUUAAUAGACCCGAAUUGUUGAAAAAAUUUUUGGAUUUAUUAACAAAUCACUUGAUGUCAGUCAAAGAGAGUGCAAGAAUUGGUGUAUCGGAAUGUUUGCGACUAAUGACUACCGAUGUUAUUGAUGUACAAUACUAUGACCAGUGUUUCGAUACAAUUGUUUCUCACAUCAAAUCCGAUGACUUUAUGUGCGGUUCGCGUGCCUCUGAAGUAUUGACUUUAGUUACAAUGUCACAGAAAUACUUACCAAUUAGUGAACAAAAGAAACUGCAAAUUGUUGAAUGUCUUUGUCGUGCAUUAGACGACCGAACUAAGGAUCAAAAGGGUGAUGUCGGAGGUAAUGUCCGGUUUGCAGCUAUCGAAGCGUCGCUUUUAUUUAUUAAUGAGAUGACAGACCAGCAAAUUAUUGAAAUCUUGAAGUUAUUGACUUCCCAGUGCUUGAGUCUCUGGAAAAAGGAGAGAAACUUAGCCACUAAUGCAUUCAAAGAGAUUGUUUUAAACAGAGAUAUCAAUCAAAUUGAUAGACAACUGAUUCAAACAUUUUUUGAGAGCUCUGGCGAUGAACGGGUAGAUGAAUGGAAACCGUUUGUACAGCUAUUAAAUGUCGACACAUUUACUUAUAGCGCGUGGAAAGGUUUGGUCAAAUGUGUGGCCAAUCCUAACGAACUUUACGUCCGAAAUGUUUUGAAACACGAAUUAAAGUCAUUGAAUGAAUCGGUAUUUAAAGUGUUUCUCGAUCUGUACGAAGAAAACCUAAGCGUCGACAACCUGUCGCUGUGUUGUAUAAAAUUAGCUCAUUUUUUGUUGACAUCGUAUCAGACAUCCGAUGAAUUACGGACCAAAUUGUUGACAAUUACUUGGAAUUGUGUCCGUCGGGUAAAAGACUGUCAGAAACUGGUGGCCGCUAUCGACGUAUUUUGUGCGGCUCUUCAAAACGACGAAUCGUUCAAACAGUCGAUGUCUUAUUUGGUGAUAUUUUUAUGUCACGCUUUUCCAAGAAUUCGUGUCCAAACAGCCAAUCAAUUGUACGUCGCUUUACUGAUCGUUGACGACAUUAGCGAAGAAGCCGUCAAUUUGUUGACCGAAACAGAUUGGAUGCAGUCUUUGGAUAAUUUGCGGUCUAUUAGGGAUCGUAUAUGUGAUGAACUGUCGAUUGCCAAACCUAGACGUCCUGUCAAUAAUGCAAAAUAA
Messenger RNA from Oppia nitens, 3514 nucleotides. RefSeq names its product tubulin-specific chaperone D-like (gene TBCD). Gene Ontology annotation, biological process: post-chaperonin tubulin folding pathway; bicellular tight junction assembly; microtubule cytoskeleton organization. Gene Ontology annotation, cellular component: lateral plasma membrane. The transcript has 3 exons. The record is from RefSeq and is a predicted model, not a curated record. The coding region runs from base 128 to 3514 and encodes 1128 amino acids. Lineage: Eukaryota; Metazoa; Arthropoda; Arachnida; Sarcoptiformes; Oppiidae. Gene Ontology annotation, molecular function: GTPase activator activity; beta-tubulin binding.